This is a messenger RNA of Puccinia graminis f. sp. tritici CRL 75-36-700-3, 498 nucleotides long. RefSeq lists its product as uncharacterized. The record is from RefSeq and is a predicted model, not a curated record. The transcript is spliced from 3 exons. The coding region runs from base 1 to 498 and encodes 165 amino acids. NCBI's taxonomy places the organism in Eukaryota, Fungi, Basidiomycota, Pucciniomycetes, Pucciniales, Pucciniaceae.
AUGGGAGGAAAUGCUGAGUUACCUGAAGAACCAAAUACCAGGUCUACUCCAGCCUUGCAAGCAGAAACCCGUCUUUCUGUCCAAUCUCAGCUGUUGCCGCAUCAAUUGUCCAUCCAAACUGGGACCAAUCAGCCCCGUCGCACCAUGGCAUCAAUUCUCGGCAACCUCCAGAGGUCGGUUGCCCUUGAUGAGGCUGAAGAUGCUGCAGACGAAGUCGAAGAUCCACCAAUCGAACCUGGUCCCUCUCAAGGUCGUUUUCCAAAUCAGAAUGCGGACAACCAAUCGGUUCCGGGACCAAGACGAGAACCAACCGGAAACCAAAAGGGAAAGUCAACUGUUGCAGCUGCAUUCAAAUCAUCGGCCGACAAAAAAUUCUCCUACCUCGACAAGCAUAUGGCUAUGGAAGAGCCCGAUGCCAAGUUACGUAUGGCUGAAAAGCUGAUGAGUGAGGGACGAAGCGCUGCUGAGAUUGAGAUCAUCAUGAGAUGUGCAUUCUAG